GCGGGGCAGAAUAGACCUCUCACACAUUUUCAUCAAAUCACCUGGAUAUCAACCAUGGACGAGUCUCCCUCUCAGUCAGCAGACACUGCGUCCAUGUCGACAAAGCUAGGAGAAAGCCAGCGCAAGGAUUGCGGCUAUGGAAGAGCAUCCAAGCGCCUGAAAACUGAUGGCAAGACUGUAGCAGACGUGAGAGGGGGCGGGAGGGACCGCGAGGAGGGCGAGCAGGAUUCGGACUCCAGCUCUGAUGUGGAUUUAGCAGCGGACAACCGGGCCCAAAACGUAGCAGGGCGUGAGGAUGACAGCAAAAGCUCCCAUCACAUCUCUCCCAGUCCUGUGGUCCAUGUCAGGGGUUUGUGUGAGGCAGUAGUAGAAGCAGACCUGAUUGAUGCCUUAGAAAAUUUUGGAGCCAUUUGUUAUGUCAUGAUGAUGCCAUUCAAGCGCCAAGCCCUGGUGGAAUUCUCUGCUGUAGAGAGUGCUGAUCGCUGUGUGUCAAGUGGAGCCAAGGCCCCUGUAUAUAUUGCAGGUCAGCAGGCAUAUUUUAACUACUCCACAUCCAAGAGAAUCACCAGGCCAACCAAUGCUGACAAUCCCAACAGUGGCAACAAGGUUCUCCUAUUGUCCAUUCAGAAUCCUCUCUACCCUAUAACUACGGAUGUCCUAUACUCAGUAUGUAACCCUUUUGGCAUUGUACUGAGGAUUGUCAUCUUUAAGCGAAAUGGAAUCCAAGCCAUGGUGGAGUUUAAGUCGAAUCAAUAUGCUCAGAAAGCGAAAGCUGCUCUGAAUGGAGCUGACAUCUAUGCUGGCUGCUGCACUCUCAAGAUUGAAUAUGCAAGGCCAACACGUCUGAAUGUGAUAAAGAAUGACAGUGAAAGCUGGGACUACACUAAACCAUACCUGGUCAGACGGGAUCACGGAAAGGGUAGGCAAAGACAGGCCAUUUUAGGUGAGCACCCAUUGUCAUCCGGUGACAACAAUUAUGGUUCACACUCCUCCCUCUUGCCAAUGCCUAGCAGCAGCAGGUACAAAUUGACCUUGGUAGAUGUUCCAGAUGUAGUGUCGUACCCUCUGCCCCAGGCAUCCUACUCUUCCUACGCCCCCAGCUCUGUUGCCAUGGUGAGUGGCCUCCAUCAGUCAAAGAUGAACUGCGCCCGUAUCUUCAACUUGUUCUGCCUGUACGGUAACAUUGAAAAGGUGAAGUUUAUGAAGAGUGUUCCUGGCACAGCCUUGGUUGAAAUGGGGGAUGAUUAUGCUGUGGAUCGAGCAAUCACGCACCUCAACAGCAUCAAAGUUUUUGGCAAGAGACUCAGCGUCUGUGUAUCUAAACAGCAUGCAGUGAUCCCCAGCCAGUUCUUUGAAUUAGAGGAUGGAAGCAGCAGCUAUAAGGAUUUUGCCAUGACCAGGAACAAUCGCUUCAGCAGUGCUGGGCAGGCCUCCAAAAACAUCAUUCAACCCCCAUCUGCAGUGUUGCACUACUACAACGUCCCUUCAUGUAUAUCACAGGACCACUUGCUCAGGUUAUGUAAUGAACAUGAUGUGCCCGGCUUUGUCAAAUUCAAGAUGUUUGAUGCCAAAUCUUCCUCCAAGACAAUAUCUGGUUUGUUGCAAUUUGACAGUAAGACAGAAGCUGUGGAGGUUCUCACUGUUCUCAAUCAUUACCAAAUAAGGAUACCAAAUGGUUCCAACCCUUACACUCUAAAACUGUGUUUUUCCACUUCAUCUCAUCUCUAAAGAUCCCAAAAACGGAGGUGACCAUCAAAUUGGAGAGAGCAAGCAUAGACAGACACAAAGUGGAUAGUUAUGAGCACAAAGGCAAUAGACAGUGCUGUAAAAAGUAUUUGAUCCCUUUCUGAUUUCUGUGUUCUUUGCAUAUUUAUCACAGACAAAGGUUUCAGUUAAUCAAACCAAUUUUAAUAUCACACAGAGACAACCUAAGGAAAAAAAAUACAAUAAGGACAGAUGGCAUUUCGAGAUCC
Molecule: messenger RNA, 1973 nt
Organism: Hippocampus zosterae (dwarf seahorse)
Lineage: Eukaryota; Metazoa; Chordata; Actinopteri; Syngnathiformes; Syngnathidae
Product: heterogeneous nuclear ribonucleoprotein L-like
Exons: 14
Coding region: 55-1728 (557 amino acids)
Biological process (GO): regulation of RNA splicing; mRNA processing
Cellular component (GO): nucleus
Molecular function (GO): mRNA binding
Source: RefSeq, a predicted model, not a curated record